Molecule: messenger RNA, 989 nt
Organism: Dreissena polymorpha
Lineage: Eukaryota; Metazoa; Mollusca; Bivalvia; Myida; Dreissenidae
Exons: 6
Coding region: 250-588 (112 amino acids)
Source: RefSeq, a predicted model, not a curated record
CAUCAUUCCAGUAUGCUGAAAACAUCCCCUCAAGCUCUCCUGGUCCUAAAAAUGAGCACCAAAGGCCAAAGUGUCAGAGAUAAUGAUUGAACUGAUUCUAAAAAUGAGCCAUCCAGUAUUGGUGAAAUCGUCUCCUUCAAGCAUUCCUGGUUUCAAAAUCAGCAUCAAGGCCAAAGAGUCAGAGAUAAUGAUGAUGAUGAUGAUGACGAAGAAGCUGGCUUUGAACCAUCGAGUUCUGACGGUGCGGAAAUGGACUUGGCUACAGGCACAUCUUGUUUCAAGAACAGACAAGAAAGGGCAAGCUUAAAGGAUGACGAUGGGAGUGUUUCUAGAAAUGAGCCAUCCAGUUGUGCUGAAAACAACUCCUCUUCAAGCUCUCCUGGUUCCAAAAUGAGCACCAAUAGCCAAAGUACAGAGAUAAUGAUGAUGAUGACGAAGAAGCUGGCAUUGAACCUUCCAGUUCUAACUGCAGAAAUGGACUCAGCUACAAGCACAUCUUGUUUCAAAAACAGACAAGAAAGGGCAAGCUUAAGGAUAAGGCUGGUAAUGAAGGUUAUGGUGACGAAGAAGCUUGCUCUGAACCUUUAAGUUCUAACGCACUGUUAGAAAAAAGGACACAUCUUCACGCACAUCUGGUUACAAGUACAGAGAAGAAAGGGCAUGUAAGGGGUAAGGCUUUUAUUGUAUUAAAUGAUCAGCUCUCAUUGGAUUGUUGUGGAGAUUUGUUUGUCACCACUACCAACUUACAUAAAGUGUACAUUUUGGUUAAUACCUCUUUAUGUAUGUUCUGUGUUUCUAGUGCAUGUGUGUGUGUGCCUUGUACCUCACAAUGUCUGUUCAGUAAAUUGUAUAUUACAUCUUUGAACUGCACUUUGACAGCAAUAACGAAAUGCUGUGGGUUUGAACCCUUCUGAGUGUGUUUAACCAGUUGUUGGCCUCUGAAGAGAUGGUUAGUUAGGAUAUAUAUUAUGAAUGAUAAUUUUGUGAAC